This is a messenger RNA of Triticum turgidum subsp. durum (durum wheat), 372 nucleotides long. NCBI's taxonomy places the organism in Eukaryota, Viridiplantae, Streptophyta, Magnoliopsida, Poales, Poaceae. The record is from the annotation of a GenBank genome assembly.
AUGGAGAAGCACACGAUCCAGAUCGCUGUGCUGGCCCUGUUAUCUGUACACCUCCUAUGCUCCGCAACCAUAGCACAAUGCCGAACCAUUGCGGCUGGCAUGGACAACGACGAUAUCCAUGAAGAGGACAUCGUAUGUUGCCACAAAAAGUGCUCCUUCUUUCAUUGUUGUGCCUGUUGUACUUAUACUGACUGGUGCUACACAAGUUUCGAGAGGUGCAAUAGAAACUGCCUGGUUCCCUUAUCGCAUUCUGAUGAAGUGCUAGCCGCGACGCCGGUGACCCCCGAAACUGUGGCAACUAGGUCUGCAGUACGCACGGACGGCUUGAUGAGAGGCAUCAUCCCACAAGAGUUCGGCAAUUGUCGUGUGUAG